Molecule: messenger RNA, 2272 nt
Organism: Habropoda laboriosa
Lineage: Eukaryota; Metazoa; Arthropoda; Insecta; Hymenoptera; Apidae
Gene: Rint1
Product: RAD50-interacting protein 1
Exons: 12
Coding region: 56-2272 (738 amino acids)
Biological process (GO): regulation of ER to Golgi vesicle-mediated transport; retrograde vesicle-mediated transport, Golgi to endoplasmic reticulum; endoplasmic reticulum to Golgi vesicle-mediated transport
Cellular component (GO): Dsl1/NZR complex
Source: RefSeq, a predicted model, not a curated record
UUAACCUUAAACUGUCAAACUUGUAAAUACUACGAGGUACUUAUAAUACAACAUUAUGAUAGAUACAAGAGAUAAAAUUAUACACAAGUUUAAUACGGAAUUAGGAACCGAUUUAACAGGACUUAAUAAAAUAUAUGAAUUUCAUCAAUAUCUUAAUACACAGAAAAAUGAAAUUGAAAAAUCGUUAUCCAUGGCAUCAACUGAAGCUCCCUCAAAAGUAAAAGCAGUGAUUGAGAAUGUUGAAAGAAUAAGUAUUGAAUUUCAACAAUUAAAAGAAGCUUCUACAGAAUUUAAAGAUGACAUACAACAAAUGAUGCAUGAAAAUGAUAAAAGUUUGGAAAUGCAAAAAAUUAUUGAUGUCAUAAGCUACUUAGAUAAAUCUUUAUCAUAUUUGAAUUUCAUAAAAUAUGUUGAAAACAUCAGUGACGAGAUACAAAUGGCUUUAGCAAAUGGUGAUGAUGAAUCAACUAUUUCAUUAUAUACUAAUUUAACAGAUAUUAGUUGUCAACUUCAAUCAUCUACUUGCCAUUAUCUUCAAAGCUAUGUAAAAGAGACACUUCAUUUUUGGCAUAACCUUAUAAAAGAUAAAUUAUCAAAAGAAUAUAAUGAUAUAUUAAAAACAUUAAAAUGGCCUUUUUGUGGUACUAAUGCAAGUUCAUUACAUACACCUAUGCCAGAAGCAUUAACAAAAUUUCAAAUACUUACAGCGUAUUUAUUAGAUUUACAGUUACCAGAGGAAUCUGCAAAGUCAGUAGUAACAUCUACACUAUUAACUGAUUUUACACCUGUUAACUUACCAAUUUCAUUAUUGGUGAGGCCACUUAGGCAAAGAUUUAUAUAUCACUUUACAGGUUCUAAGUUAACAAAUCGACAAGAUAAGCCAGAAUGGUUCUUUACUCAAAUAUUAACUUGGAUUAAAGACCAUGUUCAGUGGGUACAAAAAAAUGUACAACCUGCUGUAAAUUCAAUAGGUUUUAAUCAAGUAGACAUGAAGGUAGAAUUUAUGAGAGCCUUAGUACAAUUAGCAGUAGAGAAACUUCAUUCUGAAUUAUCAAUAGUACAGUAUGAUGAUGCUUUAUUUGCUCACUUAGUUGAUGAAGCUUUAGGUUUUGAAAGAGAAUUGAGAGAAACGUUAUUUUAUCCUCCAACUCGGCCAGCCACUGUUUAUGUCCUUACACAGGCUCAUAUUUUUGUAAAAUGGAUAAAUAUGGAAAAAGAAUAUGCCACUGAAAAAAUGGAUGCCAUUUUGAGUUCAAACACAGCUUGGGAAAAAUUAUCAAAUUCUGACACUGAUGACAUGAAAGUAACUGAAUGUGCAGAUGCUUUUUUAACACUUCUUAUAACAAUUUCAGAUAGGUAUAAGCAUUUACCACAACCAGGUCAUAGGUUGCAGUUCCUUGAGCUACAACUAGAAUUAAUUGAUGACUGGAGAGUAAGACUGCUACAACUAUUACAUGAAAAUUAUGAAGAUCCUCUAACAUCUUUAAUGCCAUGUAUUCUUAAUACAUUACAUUAUGUUGGAACGGUUCUGGAAGAGUGGGGUGUAACAGUACAUUUCUUGCAAUUAUGUUUUUUCAAAAAACAAUUUGAAGCAGUUGAAACUGCUACAUUAGAAGGAAAUGAUAUUACCAAAAAUGUAGGUGAAGUUGAAGGUUCUGUGUUUGAUGAAGCUGUCGCUCUCCUAAGAAGAUUAGAAAAGGAACUGAUAAAUGAAAUUAGUGAUUCUGUAGCUUUAGAUGUAAAAGCAAAAAGCAGAUCAUACAGAACAGAUAAGUGGUUCGCAAUGCAGUCUACUAAAGAAGUGGUUUCUUUAUCAGUUACACCAAGUGGUUAUUCUAUGUUUCAAGAAUUAGCAACACAGCUCAAUCUGUUGCAUAAUACACUUGCUUUACCAUUAUUUCACCAGGCUUGGAAAAAUUUAGCUUCACAGCUCGAUCAAUUCCUUUUGGAAGAAGUUGUUUUGGUCAAUCAUUUUAAUACAGGUGGAGCUGAACAAUUACAAUAUGAUAUUUUUAGAAACUUGUUUCCACUAUUUGGUUUAUAUAUUAGUAAACCAGAAUCAUAUUUUCCACUAAUUAAAGAAGCAUGCAUUUUGUUAAAUAUUACGUUGGGUUCAGCAAUGUUAGUUGUUGAAACAUUUAACAACAAUCAAACAUUCAAUAAUAAUGAAAUAACAAGAAAGGAAAUACUGGCAGAUAUUGGUGUUUAUAAAAUAUCUGCUGAGCUUGCUUUAAAAAUAAUUGGAACAAGAACAGAUAUGACUUAUAUGUAG